AUGGUUUUACGUUGGAUUGUUUUGUUUGUGUGUGUGUGCGCGGCGGUACGGGGCAUACCGCGCCACUCGGUACGGAAGUUUCCCGAAGGUUUCCUGUUUGGAACUGCCACCGCGUCUUACCAGAUCGAAGGAGCUUGGAAUGCUGAUGGUAAAAGUGAAAACAUAUGGGACCGCAUGACGCACACCAGACCGGACCACAUAAAGGAUUCAUCGAAUGGAGAUAUUGCUGACAACUCUUACUACUUGUACAAGCGGGAUGUUCAAAUGAUGAGAGAGCUUGGUCUGGACUUUUACAGGUUCUCGGUAUCAUGGACAAGGAUCUUGCCCUCAAGUUUCCCGGACAGAAUCAACGAGGCUGGCGUGAAUUACUACAACAAUUUGAUCGACGAACUCCUGAAGUACAAUAUUCAGCCAAUGCUAACUCUAUACCAUUGGGAUUUGCCCCAAAAGCUUCAAGAUAUGGGCGGUUGGACCAACCCGGAAAUUGUUACGUGGUUCGCAGACUAUGCGAGGGUCAUUUACACGCUUUUCGGGGACAGAGUGAAAUACUUCAUCACCAUAAACGAACCGUACCAAAUCUGCAACAGUGGGUAUGGCAUUGACAGUCUCGCUCCAGCGUUAAACAGCAAGGGGAUCGGAGAGUAUAUGUGCGCGAAGAAUUUGUUGCUAGCUCACGCGAAGGCAUAUCGAAUAUAUGAUGAGGAGUUCAGAUCGACUCAGAAGGGAAAUAUCUUCAUAUCGUUCAGCGCGCAAUGGUAUGAGCCAGCGAGCGACAGCGUCGCGGAUCUGGAAGCCGCACACGAUGCUAACCAAUUCAAUUGGGCUCAAUACACUUGGCCAAUUUAUUCAGAAACCGGAGACUUCCCACCAGAAAUGAGGAAGAGGAUCGCGGCAAAGAGCGCAGAGCAAGGUUUCCCGAGGUCCAGACUGCCCGAAUUCACUCAUGAAGAGAUAGAAUUCCUCAGAGGAACCUCUGACUUCUUCGGGCUGAACCAUUAUUCUUCAUAUUACAUACAUAGGAAUGGGAGUAUUCCAGUGCACGAGGUACCAUCUUAUGCUGAUGAUCUAGGUGUUGGCAGCUACUCGUUGCCAGAAUGGCAGCUGGGUGCAUCAAAUAUAACCAAAUACGUGCCAUGGGGUUUCAGAAAGCUAUUGAACCGCAUCAAGGACGAUUACAAGAACCCGCCUGUGUUCAUCACUGAAAACGGUGUCGCCACCCACGGGGGCAUAAUGGACGAUGACAGAGUGCAGUACUACAGGGAGUAUUUGGGAGCACUUUUGGACGCUUUGGAUGACGGCUGUGACGUCAGAGGCUACACUGCUUGGAGUUUGAUGGACAACUUUGAGUGGACGAGUGGAUAUACGGAAUCGUUUGGGCUGUACGAGGUGAACUUUGACAGCAUAUACAGAACCCGUUCGCCGCGUAAGAGCGCGUACGUUUACAAGGAGGUACUGCGUUCGCGUCAACUCGAUCACCACUACGAGCCGGAUCUGACCCGACCAAUCACCAUCGAUCCGGGACAUUGA
Messenger RNA from Pararge aegeria (speckled wood butterfly), 1527 nucleotides. Its product is annotated as myrosinase 1-like. Bases 1 to 1527 code for a protein of 508 amino acids. The record is from RefSeq and is a predicted model, not a curated record. The transcript has 8 exons. Gene Ontology annotation, biological process: carbohydrate metabolic process. Gene Ontology annotation, molecular function: beta-glucosidase activity. NCBI's taxonomy places the organism in Eukaryota, Metazoa, Arthropoda, Insecta, Lepidoptera, Nymphalidae.